ACCCAGAGUCACUGGUAGGAAGGAAAUUCUUUCUGUGCUGAACAAACAAACAGCAGAUGACCAUCUCUGCACAUGAUCACAGUCACCGCAUAGUGAACUCAAUUAAACACAGGGCAUUUUUUUUAACCAGUUGUGGACUUCUUUUUCAAUUAUUUUAAGAUCUUUGAAACUUCUCCUCCCCCUUUCUGAAACAAAAGCCUUUUAAAGACCCUCCUACUACAUAAUUGUGUUCCACUCCAGCUUGUAUGCUGUGUAUGACAAAACAGUAAGAGAGCCAGCUGUUUGGGGUUUAAAGGAAAUAAACUGACUUUCUUAGCUUCCUUCUCCCAAAUCCUCCAAAAAUCUCACAGGACACAAAACAGAUCCAGCAGACUACACAUAUUUCCCCCUGGAUUCCUUGUUUUUCUGAAAAGGUCCAAAAACCUUCACCUUUCUUUUGAUACCACAGUGUCAGUAGAGACAACUGGCAGGGAAAAUAAACAUCAGGGAGCAUUGAACAUGGCGAGUGAUCUGUCUAAAUGCUAUCAUUGCAUGGUCUCCCUUUUUGGAAAGCGAUAUGCCACGAAAGAAGAACAUGCUUACUGUGUUAAGUGCUAUGACAGCCUCUUUGCUAACUUCUGUGAGGAAUGCAAGAAGCCCAUUGAAUGCGACUCCAAGGAUCUUGCUUAUAAAGGCCAACACUGGCACGAAGCGUGCUUCAAGUGUGCUAAGUGCAGUCAGUCUUUGGUGGAGAAGCCUUUCGCAGCCAAGGAUGAGCGCCUUCUGUGUACAGAGUGUUACUCUAAUGAGUAUUCCUCCAAGUGCUUCCAUUGCAAGAAAACCAUUAUGCCAGGUUCUCGUAAAAUGGAGUUUAAAGGAAAUUGUUGGCAUGAAACUUGCUUUGUUUGCCAACAUUGUCGGCAACCUCUAGGAACAAAGCCUUUGAUUACUCGGGAUGACAACAAUUACUGUGUGCCCUGUUUUGAGAAGCUAUUUGCUCAGUAUUGUUACUUCUGCAAAAAGGUGAUAACCGGCGGUGGCGUGACGUAUCAUGACCAGCCAUGGCACAAAGAAUGCUUCCUUUGUAGCGGAUGUGGCGAGCAACUUGCAGGGCAGCGGUUUAUUUCCAAAGACGAACACCCUUACUGUCUUGAAUGCUUUGGCAGACAUUAUGCAAAGAAGUGUGUGGUCUGUGCCAAACCCAUUACAGCUCUUGGUGGAGCCAAAUAUAUCUCAUUCGAGGAUCGCCAGUGGCACAGCGACUGCUUUAAGUGUGGGAAGUGUUCCAGCUCCCUGGUGGGAAAGGGGUUCCUGACCCACGGAGAUGAGACCCUCUGCUGCAAGUGUGGCAGUGCCAUAUAACUAAGCAGGCAUGUGGACUUCCUCUGCAUUUUCACUAUAAACAACAUGGCUUGACUGUCAGAAAUCUAUCCAAGAAAUAUAAGAAUUGUUUACUUAUGCAGACCACUUUCUGAUACAGCAUUUCCAUUGUAAGCAUCGACACCCCCUUGCCUUCUCAUUAGCAAUUUUAAACAGCAUCGGUUCUGUCAGAAAACCAGCUUCAAAUAUGUAUUCACAUGGGGGGAAAAUGUGUUUUUUAAAAUUUUUAUUUUCUUUGUAGUAGAGUGCACCCUACUGUUGGGAAUAGGAGUAGGUACAGUCUGCAAUACAGAUCUAUUCUGUGCUUACAUCCUAAUAAAGAGAGAUUAUAGGACCACUUUGUUGAAGAAACCAGAAUGAUACUUCUCCUGCAGCACAAAGCUGAUUGUAUCAUGUCAAUAUCUAUGCCCAUUUUGUACCUACAAAUCAGCGGUACGCGUGGGCAAGGAAGAAAACAAAAGAGCCAAAUAGCACAGUGUGUGCUGUAGAACAAAAGGCAGAGGGGAGGCCUGCGUUCUGCUACCUCUAGAGGUGUCUUUCCAUAUUAAAUUGCAGAAUCAAACCAUAAAAACAAGUCCUAAGGGGGAUGUAACAUAGGAGCUCUGUAGCUGUGGUGCUCAAUGGCAUAUUUCUUUCAAAAGAAAAGCCAGGAGAUAGGCUGUUGAAGGUCCUCAUUUGGGUUGGGAAUAAGAGAGUUUUAAUAUACACUGGAUAGCUCAGUGAGUUAAGUAUCUGACUGUGGAGUGAAAGGUUGGGAGUUUCAGUUUCCCACCGUGUUUCCCCAAAGAGCCAGCCUCUGUGGCCUUGGGCCAGCUGCACAGUCCCAAAAGGGCCCCCGGAAGAAGGGAAUGGAAAACCCAAGUGCUCUCUAACUAGAAAGCCCUAAAAAAAGAUUGCCAUAAGUUAGAACUGACUUAAUAGCAUACAGUAGUUAUUAAUGAGCGUGCGCACAAGCUAUUGGCUGGAUUAAGUGGAGAACACUGUGCCUAUAUAUAUAUAUAUUCCCCUGUAGACGGUGAGGUAAGUAAAGGUAUUUCACAUCAGGAAAUCAGGUGAGAGAAAAGAGUUCAGCCAGAACUUGGAGAAGGUAUGUUUUUGGACUACAACACCAUGAAUCUUGUAGCUAAUAAUGGACAAUUUGGGAACUGGUUGAGGGUUUCAAAGAACAGCUAGUUUGGUUUCCGAUAAAACAGUGGGGCUGACCUCUUUUUAGGUCCUCUAAUCCUGAAGUCACUGAUGUGGGAGUGAACCCCAUGAAUGCACUGGGCCUUACUCAGUGGAGUAACGGAGCCAGAGCUCACAGGAUUAAGUUUUAGGAUUU
Molecule: messenger RNA, 2680 nt
Organism: Pogona vitticeps (central bearded dragon)
Lineage: Eukaryota; Metazoa; Chordata; Lepidosauria; Squamata; Agamidae
Gene: FHL5
Product: four and a half LIM domains 5
Biological process (GO): positive regulation of transcription by RNA polymerase II
Cellular component (GO): Z disc; nucleus
Molecular function (GO): transcription coactivator activity
Source: RefSeq, a predicted model, not a curated record